Messenger RNA from Tetranychus urticae (two-spotted spider mite), 1124 nucleotides. Its product is annotated as dnaJ homolog subfamily C member 5. The record is from RefSeq and is a predicted model, not a curated record. Gene Ontology annotation, biological process: regulation of neuromuscular synaptic transmission. Lineage: Eukaryota; Metazoa; Arthropoda; Arachnida; Trombidiformes; Tetranychidae. Gene Ontology annotation, cellular component: type Is terminal bouton.
CCAAGCUAAUCAUGUGAUUACUCUAUGUAACAGUAUUUAACAGUUGUCUUUCAUUUUCUUCUAGUGAGUGAUUCAGAUUAACUGACCCUUUAUUUUUUCAUUUAUUUGGAUUUUCUAGUCUAUUUUUCCAUCCACAUCUUGUCAUAAAAUCACCUGUUGAAUCUGAAAAGCCUUGCUCAUCAUGUAUCAAUAAAACCAAAUUCACACCUCUAUUAGUAUCUCAGUAUUGGUUACUUCUUCAAUAAACAUCCCUAGUUAUAACAAUGGACGAUCCAUCUCAAAGACGCCUCUCAACCUCGGGAGAGUCACUUUAUAUUAUUUUGGGAAUACCUAAAACCGCAACAGCCGAUGAAAUAAAAAGAGCUUACAGAAAGCUGGCCCUAAAGUAUCAUCCAGACAAAAAUCCUGAUAAUCCGGAGGCCCUAGAAAAAUUUAAAGACAUCAAUAAAGCUAAUACAGUAUUGAGUGAUGUUCCUAAGCGAAAUAUUUAUGAUAGCUACGGAUCUUUCGGCAUAUACGUGAUCCAGCAAGUUGGAGAUGAUUUUGUGAAUACCCACCAAUUCUUAUCAUCCAGAUGGGGAAAAUUUUUGAUUAGUAUUACCAGUAUUCUCACUUGCUGUUGUUGUUGCUGUUGCUGCUUUUGUUGUUUCAAUUUCUGCUGUGGAAAAUUCAAACCUAAAACUCCAACGGGAACGGGCGAUUAUUCGAAUCUUAAAGAUGAAUUUGAAAGUGAUCAAGAGACUAGUAAAACAGUUAUCGACCAACAGCCUUCAUCUAUGGGACAGACUUGGGAUCCAAAUGUCGAUCCAUGGGCAGAACCUGCUUCUAGUUCAUCAGCUAAUGAGAAAACAAGUUUGGCCCAGCCUAGUUAUUCUAAUCAAUAUCAAUCAUGGGAUUAAUCUAGGGUUAAAGCUUUGAAAAUUAUGAUAAAGAUCUCUUCAUGCAAGUAAAAUUGAGAUAUCUUCGAUACUUUUUUUUGUAAGAAAAUGAUAUUCCACGUAAUUUACACAUUGCUUUGACUCGUUGCUUGUUAUUUUUAAUAUCAACAUUUAUUACUCAGAAUUACAAAAAUAUUCAAUUGUAAUCAAUUGUUUCAGCUGAACAUUAAACAAUUUAACAGACUA